UUCACCCUCAUCGACAACAUGACAUUCCAGUCUGUCGUCUUAGUGAGAUGGAUGUGUUGAACAGAGCGGCGUAAAUUCCAAGGCAGUGAGAAGAAAAUGGCGUGUCACACGGACCCCGUGUCCACCACGACAUACCAAAAGGACUACCGGGUGGACCGAUUCGUGCCGGCAGUCAGGAUGACCACGCUGCCCAUGUACCAGCCUGGGAGGGAGAAGUCCACAAACCAGUGGAGGCCGAGCGUCAAGAAGGUGCCAGGGCCACCGAGCUCGGUGCUGUUUGCAAGAUAUGUCCCCAAAGACAAGAAGACUGUCACCCAGUCACGUUCAGCUUCCAGACUGCCUCGCCUGGCAAAGUCUGAGAGCGCCAAGCCGCGCGUGCUGGUCACCAAGUUCGGCCUCAUGGACGUGAACGAGGUGGAGCAGCUGGCCCACAAGCUCAAAUGGACCCCGACCACCUUGGUGGCAACAGAGGAGGCGCACCUUCCCAUGUCUCAAGUAGACACGCGUGCUAAGACGCUCGAGAAGCGCGCGGACAUGGUCAGAUUUGACGUCCAGCGUUACGAUGACCAGCCUCGGAUGUGGCAACAAGCGGAACUAUUCGAUCGUUACCAGCUGCGACAGCCUGUGGAGAGAGUUGUCUACCCUUAUGACACAUCCGAUGACAAGAAACUGCCGAAAAGGAGGGGCAAGGAAGCUGCCAACCCACGUGAUUCAGAAAAAAUCAGGAACCUGGUGCAACAGGAUCAGAUUGCCUCAGUCUUUGUCCGCCAUUGCCCGGGCUAUGCCGGAUACGUUCCUCGGGUGCCGCCAGCUGAUCACGUGACUAAGCAAGCACCCAAUCCCAGCAUGGUUAGCACAAUGAAGGCAACCUACAGGGAGAUUCCACGAGAAGAACUGAUGAAGAGACGGUUUGCAAACAGCAGUCAGUUCGCAAAAGCGGUGACCUUGACCUUUCCCUUCAACCCCUACAGCAAGGUCGGGUCCAGUAGUUACAUUUCUGAAUGAGAUGAAGACAGCCAUGGGUAGCCCAUCCUUAAGCUAAAUUCUGCAUUGGAAUGGCUAAUAAUGCAUGCAUGUUUGUAUUAAGCAUACUGAAGGA
Molecule: messenger RNA, 1099 nt
Organism: Haliotis rubra (blacklip abalone)
Lineage: Eukaryota; Metazoa; Mollusca; Gastropoda; Lepetellida; Haliotidae
Exons: 6
Coding region: 97-1005 (302 amino acids)
Source: RefSeq, a predicted model, not a curated record